AUUAGAAUGGUUUUUAACCUAGAGUCUUCUCUAGAUGUUCUUAUACCAGAUUAUCUACUACAUAACUAAUUCCAACCUACAACAAUUUUACAUUAUUUUGUCUCUGAUUUUCUUACAAAUUUAUCUUCAAGUCACUUAACUCUUAGUAAAGUAUACGGGAAAAAAAAUCUGUGCUGUAUAACUUUGGAUGUUUAAAAAAUUAUACUAAAGAGAAAGAUAUCAAGAUUGAGCUAAAGGAAUCCAAGUCUUUUCAGGAAAAAAAAAAAAAAGCUUAAGAAUAUGCAAAACAAAGUUAUUGUAGACAAGCAAGAGGUAACCCACACAGAACUGAAAUUUCCCAGAUCUCAACGGAAGCAAAAAAGACCCAAAACAAAUGAGAGAAAUGUUGUAUCAAAUGAGCAGCAAGCAAGACACAUGGAACUGAAAUCACCCAGAUUUUCUCUCUUUCAGUAUAGAAAAUGGUUGUUUAGGGAAAAAAGAAAAGUUUCACACCACCGAUCUACAAAGUGGCAAGUGAUAGCUUGGAGUCUAGGGAUCUUGUGUGUGGUCCUGAUAAUAACACUGCGUGUCUUGCUUGCAAACUUAUUUUCUGGCAGAGAAGACCAGAACCAAAAAAUAUCAACUAUUCCCACUCUAUCUUCUAAAAAUGGUGUUCAGUUCAGUGGCUCAGUCGUGUCCGACUCUUUGCGACCCCAUGGACAGCAGGACACCAGUCUUCCCUGUCCAUCACCAAUUCCCGGAGUUUACUCAAACUCAUGUCCAUUGAAAUGUUCCUGUGACCUUUGUUCCUCUCACUGGAUUGGAUUUGGAAAUAGUUUUUACCAUCUUUCCAGUAAAGCCGGAACCUGGGUGGAAAGCCAUGCUGCCUGUGCAGAGCUGAAUUCCCACCUUCUAAAGACUGAUAAUAAGGAAGAGCUGGAAAUUUUAUCACUGCUAGAAGCAAAAGGAUGGAUAGGUCUUCAAAUCAAUGAAAGCAGUGAAUCCUGGUUAUGGGAAGAUGGCACCACAGUAAAUGAAAGCCUAUUAGAAUUCCUGAAAAUGGAUCAUGGCAGUUAAGCCCUAGGAAACAAGUACUACAUUGAUGUAACCAGCACCCAGAUAAUUGAAUGAUAUUCCAAGUACCUGAGAAAUGCCUCUUGGACAUUGUCUCCAGGAAUAACUCCUCAUCUUCAUUAACAGCUAUCCAUUCCACAUCAUUAUUCUUUUUGGGAAUAAAUCCCCACUACAGUACAUUUUGUCCUAAUUUAUAAUAGCAGAGAUUAGAUUUACCUGGUUUUAGACUGUAUGAAUAAAUGGAAUCUUAUAGACUAAACUAUUUGUGUCACUUUUUCCCCUCAAAAUUGUUUGUGAUAUUAAUCUACAAUGACAUGAACAGUUUAAAUAAAAGAGAUACCAUAAAGAGAUAUUCAGCCUCAGAAAGACUAGGAAAAUGUAAAUUUAAAUAAUUCAAGAAAAUCCUUUCUGUUGGUGAAGGCUUUAUUGGUAAGAUAUCUCUUACAUCCUUAAACUAAGAUGAUGAACUAUUAUCUUGACCUUUUGUUAAAAAUAAAUAGCUAGGUUGUAG
Molecule: messenger RNA, 1564 nt
Organism: Dama dama (fallow deer)
Lineage: Eukaryota; Metazoa; Chordata; Mammalia; Artiodactyla; Cervidae
Product: killer cell lectin-like receptor subfamily I member 1
Exons: 10
Coding region: 280-1056 (258 amino acids)
Biological process (GO): stimulatory C-type lectin receptor signaling pathway; positive regulation of natural killer cell mediated cytotoxicity
Source: RefSeq, a predicted model, not a curated record